Molecule: messenger RNA, 1455 nt
Organism: Orussus abietinus
Lineage: Eukaryota; Metazoa; Arthropoda; Insecta; Hymenoptera; Orussidae
Gene: dac
Product: dachshund homolog 2
Exons: 11
Coding region: 1-1428 (475 amino acids)
Source: RefSeq, a predicted model, not a curated record
AUGGGCUCAUCUGCCAAUAUUCUGUUGCCCAACACAAACGUGCCCAGGAUGGAGAAAUCGCCGCUUUUGGCCAAUGGCUACAAUCACCCCCCGACGCAUUUAAGCCACAUGCAAUUUAUGCAGCUGGGGGGACACCCAGCCGCGGGCCACACGGCCAUCCUAUCCCCAGCUAGCAUACCCCACCACCUUCAGGCCCAGGCGAGGGCGGAACAGGGCCUUAAGGUGAACCCCAACAUGACAAACAUGGAGGCGAUCGCGAGGUCGACGGGGAUUUGGGAGAACUGCCGAGCGGCGUACGAGGACAUCGUGAAACAUCUGGAAAGGCUCAGGGAGGAGAGGACCGACACGGAGAGGGCGCUGGCGUUGGACCACAAACCACGGGACCUCAGCUCUCACAACGGGUCCUCCAAUGGUCACAGUCCGGUCCUGAACCUGUCUAAGACAGCGGGGAGCGGAAGCGUAGGGGAGCACUCCGGAAGCGAGGCAGAAGCGUCGCAUCGCUCGCAGGAUGAGGACGAAGAGGACGACAACCUCUCCGAGGACCUCGAGGACGACAACGAGAAGGACGAAGAUCUCUCGGACGUGCCAGAAAAUCUGCCCUUGCCAGCCCCGGGCUCCGAGAGUCCCCAGGCCCUGAACUAUUCCCAGAUCGCCACCGCAGCGGUAGCCGUGUCCCAGGGGUCCCAGGACCCCUCGGUGUCCAGCACGGAGACCCUCCUCAGGAACAUCCAGGGCCUCCUCAAGGUAGCUGCUGACAACGCGAGGCAGCAGGAACGACAGAUCAACUACGAGAAAGCCGAACUGAAGAUGAACGUCCUGCGGGAGCGGGAGGUGAAGGACAGCCUGGAGAGGCAGCUGCAGGACGAGCAGAAGUUGCGAGUGACCUGCCAGAAGCGACUGAGGAGGGAGCGACAGGCGAGGAAGCAACUUCAGGAGCAGCUCGAUCUCGAGAUCAAGAGCCGUACCCAGCUGGAGGAGGCGCUCAAGGCGACGGGGGCGUCCAUCGAGCAAGUCAGGGCGAUCACGGAGAGCGUCGCAGCCGAGGCGCGCACCAGCGCGGACCAGGCCGAAGAGAGCAGCGUGCACUCGCAGUCGCAGCAGCCGCAGCAACAGUCGUCUCAGCAGCAGACGAGCCAGCAACCCCUGCAGCAGCAGGCCCAGCAAUACAGGGAGGCGCAAGUGGCGCGUCCACCCCAGCAGCCGCCGACGCCCGAAAAGCCCGGCUGGGGCUACAGCGGCCUCGACCUUAUGAGCAGCCAGGCUUCCGCUUUCUGGCAGAACUACCAAGAAUCGCUGGCCCAGGAGCUGGAGCUGGAGCGAAAGACGCGGCAGCAUCAGGCGGCCGAGAGGGACCAGGUCAAAUCGCCGCUCCAAGAGUCGCGGGCGGGUUACUACAAGAACUCAGUGCUGUUUACGAGUGCGACCUAGAAGAGGGCCGAGGACGCGCGAUAAGAG